CAGCGCAGUGGGCGGGAUUUUACCUCAGAUCAGGGGAGAGAGUCUAGUCUUUGGUGAGACUGAGGGGGAGUUAUCGGGAGAAAGGGAUCUGGGGAGCUCUUCAGAGAACGGAAUCUGAACGCAUGGUGAUCUCCACCUCUGUGGGUGAUCGUCCGUCACCAUGAAAGACUAGGAACUCAGCUCUCCGAGGGAAAUGGCCUGUCUUGUAAUACCCCUGCCCUGCUACCCGGCCCAUGACUCCAGCUGCCUCUGAAGGGCCAGUCAGCUGCUUUAUGGGAACUACCACUGUGUUUGCACCCUUGAGGAUUUAAGCUUUUCCAGGAACACAUUUUCUUUUUUUUUUUACCCCCACCGUUGAGCCGAAGCAGAGAGUGGGGAGGCGGGCGAGACGAUGGCGAACAACUCGUACAGCGGGGUGAAGAACUCCAUGGUGGAGGCCAACCACGAUGGAGAGUUUGGCUGCACGCUCAAAGAACUGCGCUCCCUUAUGGAGCUGAGAGGAGCAGAGGCGCUAAGCAAAAUUGGGGAAUCUUAUGAGGACCUCCAAGGACUCUGCAGCCGGCUAAAAACGUCACCUAUAGAUGGUCUAAGUGGACAGCCUGCAGACAUCGAUAAGCGGAAAACAGUGUUUGGGCAGAAUUUUAUACCCCCCAAAAAACCCAAAACUUUCUUACAGUUAGUGUGGGAGGCGCUACAGGAUGUCACACUGAUUAUCCUAGAAGUGGCAGCCAUAGUUUCACUAGGCCUUUCUUUUUAUAGACCUCCAGAUGCCGAAAGAGAACACUGUGGGAGGGCAGCUGGCGGUGCGGAGGAUGAAAAUGAGUCAGAAGCGGGCUGGAUCGAGGGCGCCGCCAUUCUUCUGUCAGUUAUCUGCGUGGUGCUGGUGACGGCGUUCAACGACUGGAGUAAAGAGAAGCAGUUUAGGGGCCUCCAGAGUCGCAUUGAGCAGGAGCAGAAAUUUACUGUCGUCCGUGGAGGACAAGUCAUCCAAAUUCCUGUGGCUGAGAUUGUGGUGGGCGACAUUGCACAAGUAAAAUAUGGUGACCUUUUGCCUGCCGACGGAGUCCUCAUCCAAGGCAACGAUCUCAAGAUCGACGAGAGCUCACUCACAGGAGAGUCCGAUCACGUCAAGAAAACACAAGGAAAAGAUCCUAUGCUCUUAUCAGGCACCCAUGUAAUGGAAGGCUCAGGGAAAAUGGUGGUCACUGCUGUGGGUGUCAACUCUCAAACUGGAAUUAUCUUCACUUUACUCGGAAGCGAGGAGGAAGAGGAUGAUGAAGAGGAGAAGAAAAAGGAAAAGGAGGAGAAGAAGAAACAGAGAAAAAAUAAGAAGCAGGACGGAUCUGUGGAAAAUCGUAAGAAAGCUAAAGCACAGGACGGAGCUGCGAUGGAAAUGCAGCCUCUGAACAGCGACGAGGGAGGCGAUGCGGAGGAGAAGAAGAAAUCCAACCUGCCAAAGAAGGAGAAGUCUGUCCUCCAGGGCAAACUGACCAAACUAGCUGUUCAAAUCGGCAAAGCAGGGUUGGUCAUGUCAGCCAUCACUGUCAUCAUCCUGGUGGUGCUGUUUGUAGUCGACACCUUCUGGAUCCAAAAUCUGCCCUGGGUCAAGGACUGUACGCCCAUUUACAUCCAAUUCUUUGUCAAAUUCUUCAUCAUUGGUGUCACAGUCUUGGUGGUGGCUGUUCCUGAAGGCCUGCCGCUCGCUGUGACGAUCUCCCUGGCGUAUUCUGUAAAGAAAAUGAUGAAAGACAACAACUUAGUGCGACAUUUAGACGCCUGUGAGACCAUGGGCAACGCUACAGCCAUCUGCUCCGACAAAACCGGCACACUCACCAUGAACCGCAUGACUGUGGUGCAGGCCUUCCUUGCCGAGAAGCACUACAAGAAAGUCCCCGAACCGGAAAACAUCCCCUCCUCUAUUUUAGACAUCCUAAUUCUGGGCAUCGCCGUCAACUGCGCCUACACGACUAAGAUCAUGCCUCCAGAGAAAGAAGGCGGCCUGCCGCGACAAGUGGGUAACAAGACCGAAUGUGCCUUGCUCGGCUUUUCCAACGACCUGAAGCGGGACUACCAGGCUAUCCGCAAUGAAAUCCCUGAAGAGAAACUAUACAAAGUCUACACCUUUAACUCCACGCGGAAGUCUAUGAGCUCUGUGUUGAAGAUGGCUGACGGCAGCUACCGCAUGUUCAGCAAAGGGGCCUCAGAGAUCCUCCUCAAGAAGUGCUACAAAAUCCUAACAGCAAAUGGCGAGUCCAAGGUGUUCCGCCCACGUGACAGAGACGACAUGGUCAAGAAAGUGAUCGAGCCCAUGGCCUCAGAGGGUCUGAGGACCAUCUGCCUUGCAUACAGGGACUUCCCUGCCUCUGAGGGGGAGCCAGACUGGGACGUCGAGAAUGACAUCCUCAGUGGAUUGACCUGCCUCUGCGUGGUGGGCAUCGAGGACCCCGUGAGACCGGAGGUACCAGACGCCAUCAGGAAGUGCCAGCGUGCCGGCAUCACGGUGCGAAUGGUCACAGGUGACAACAUCAACACAGCACGAGCCAUCGCCACCAAGUGCGGCAUCCUGCUGCCCGGAGACGACUUCAUCUGCCUGGAAGGGAAAGAGUUCAACCGCAGGAUACGUAAUGAGAAAGGAGAGAUUGAACAAGAGCGCAUCGACAAAAUUUGGCCAAAACUACGAGUGCUGGCUCGCUCUUCCCCUACAGACAAACACACACUCGUGAAAGGUAUUAUUGACAGCACGGUGAUAGAGCAGAGGCAAGUAGUAGCAGUGACAGGAGAUGGUACUAAUGAUGGUCCUGCCUUGAAGAAAGCUGACGUCGGCUUUGCCAUGGGUAUCGCCGGCACAGACGUAGCCAAGGAAGCCUCCGACAUCAUCCUAACCGACGACAACUUCUCCAGCAUCGUCAAAGCCGUCAUGUGGGGACGCAACGUUUACGACAGCAUCUCCAAAUUCCUCCAGUUCCAGCUGACCGUCAACGUGGUGGCCGUUAUCGUGGCGUUCACAGGAGCCUGCAUCACACAGGACUCCCCUCUGAAAGCCGUACAGAUGUUAUGGGUCAACCUCAUCAUGGACACCUUUGCUUCCCUCGCCCUGGCCACAGAGCCCCCCACAGAAGCCCUGCUGCUGAGGAAGCCAUAUGGCCGCAACAAGCCGCUCAUCUCUCGCACCAUGAUGAAGAACAUCUUGGGCCAGGGAGUGUACCAGCUGAUCAUCAUCUUUACUCUGCUGUUUGCUGGAGAGAGAGUGUUUGACAUCGACAGCGGAAGGAACACACCCCUCCACGCCCCGCCAUCUGAGCACUACACCAUCGUCUUCAACACCUUUGUGUUGAUGCAGCUUUUCAACGAGAUCAACGCCCGCAAGAUCCACGGGGAAAGGAAUGUCUUUGAAGGCAUCUUCAACAACCUCAUCUUCUGUAGUAUCGUCUUUGGUACUUUUAUCAUCCAGAUCGUCAUCGUCCAGUUUGGAGGGAAGCCUUUCAGCUGCGUGGCGCUGACCAUCGACCAGUGGCUGUGGUGCACUUUCUUAGGAUUUGGCUCUCUGCUAUGGGGACAGGUAAUCUCCUCCAUACCCACCAGCCGCUUGAAAUUCCUGAAAACGGCAGGCCACGGCACACAGAAGGAGGAGAUCCCCGACGAGGAGCUGGAUGAGCUAGACGACAUGGAGGAGAUCGAUCACGCUGAACGGGAGCUUCGCCGCGGACAGAUCCUCUGGUUCCGAGGCCUCAAUCGCAUCCAGACUCAGAUCCGGGUGGUGAAUGCAUUCCGCAGCUCCAUCUCCCUCUAUGAGGGGCUGGAGAAGCCUGAGUCGCGAUCAUCCAUCCACAACUUCAUGACCCACCCUGAGUUCCGGAUAGAGGACUCCGAACCCCAUAUCCCCCUCAUAGACGACACUGACGCUGAGGACGACGCCCCCACCAAGCGCAACUCCGCCAGCCCCCGCAACGCCACACCCACGCCGCCUUCACCGACACCCUCGCCCACCGCCGUCCCCACCACGCCAGUCUCCCCCUCCCCAAACCAAAACAAUAACGCUGUGGAGAGCAGCAACCACCUCCUCCCAGAGGGCCCCAAAUCAGGAACCCCCUUGGCCCCGGGGAGCCCCCUACACAGCCUGGAGACCUCCCUCUGAUCUGACCCCCUUGACCUCCACACGAUGACGUCACCACCAACCUAUCUGCCCGCCACCAAGGAGCUCGACUCGGACGCAGCGAACGGAUAAACAGACGAACAGACGAACGAACACUCGGAGAGGAGAGAGGGAGGGGCCGGGAGGAGAGCGGGGUCCUGUGUGAGCUCGGCUCGGGCCGGACUAUGAGAACAGCAAACAUUCAGAGGAAUGUACGGCUUGGUGUGGAUGCUUUGGUCUUCUUUUAUUUUUUUGGUUCUUUAAAAAACCCCGCUGCGACACGAGGACUCUGUCUCCACCCCUCCCUCCUUUUUGUUUUUCUCGGUAAACAAGGGGUGAUAAUAAACUCAGAUUGAAAGUGACCUGUUUUUAUUAUUCUAUUGUUAUUAUUAUUAUUAUUAUUUUAAUUGAGAAGAGGAGGAGCUCCUCCUGGCUUGAAGAUCGUCUGUAAGAAUUCUGAACGAACCUUUUAGCUUCUCUUUUAUCUGAAUGGUGUUGUAUAUUUAUCUCUUUGGCCCUUUGCUCAUUCAAAACUUAUUUCUGCUCCAUUUGGCUGUUAAUAUUUUGAGUUAUUUAUGUUUUUGGAAAAAGCAGGUCUGUUUACAAAGUUUGUAGAUACUUUUUUUCUGUUUGUAGGCAAAGAGCUUCCUGAUGUAUGAUGCAGAAAACUGGGACAGAAUAAAAAAUGAAUGAGAGGAUUAUUUCAGAUACUGCUGUAUUUUCAGGAAAAAAGGGUGUUUCUAUUGAAACUUAACUAUUUUUGCCUGCAAGUUUUAUUUGUUAUAUAUUUGUAGAUAAAUGUAGAACCUUCUAGCCAAACCGAUAAACACUAAGGCUUGUAUAGAAAAGAGGUCCAGGGUCCGGGGUGCAGUGUUUUCACAGGAGUCAGGGGCGGGAAAGACGAUUCGGGCCUCUGUCCACUAACAUUGCUAUAAAUAUAUUUACUUCUUCCAUUUCUUCGAUAGUUUUCAUGUGCACAAAAACCUUCUGGAGUUCUGGAUGCUCUUUUCAUUCAUUAUGUUGUGUUCAAGGAUUUCCACAUGUUGAAAGGUUCACUCAUUAAAAGGGAGUUUAGAAAACACCGGGGCCCGUAUUUAGCAAGCAGCCCAGGAUGAAACGCAGAAUCAUGCUAACAGCUAGACCAGGAGACAAAAUCUUACCUCAGAGGCAACGUGAAGUCAUAAUGAUGUCGCUUUUAGCACACUGAAAUAGAAGCUCUACUUUUAGAUUUUUGAGGUUUGGUCCUUAUUUUAUAUAAGUCAAAUAUUUAGAUUGUAAACGUCUGGUUGGGAUUAGUUGACACAGGACAAAAUGACUUGGCUGGAAGCUAACAUUUGCACAUUAAGGCUCACAAUCAAUCUUUAUUUGUAUAGCACCGAAUCACAACAAACGCUAUCACAAGACGUUUUUACAAACAUAGGUCUAGACCGUACGCUAUGUUAAAUUAUUAACAAAGACCCAACAUCAAGACAGGAUAAAAUCCAGUCCCCUCUUACUGACAGGACUCAGUCUUAUCUCACCUUAAUCCACCAUGAGCAUUGCACCUCGCAGUACACUCACAAACACUUAAAGCUCCUGUGAGGAGUUUUUAUCUGCUCACGAAACAGACUGAAAUUAAUAUUGAUGCUUUUUCUAUAACCUAGAAAAGCAAACAAGACUGUCGGUGAUAAGCUAGAUUAUAGCUAUAUAGUUAUUUAUUAUGUCUAAAAGCACUGGUGGGGGGUAGGUGACAGUUGAGUUUAUGAACAGUUUGCUAUCAAAACAGCCUUUUUUUGGCGGAUAUUUCACACGGGUGAUGCUUGUUUAAAAAAAACAGGGUGUGAUUUUUUUUUUGUUAAGAUAUAAGAGGUACUGCUUUUUUUCCACAGGGGGCGCCAAAAUCAACAGGAACUAAAAAAUCUUCACAGGAGCUUUAAAUAUCCAAACAUUUCCCCACUUUCUUACCACACAACCUGGCCAUUAGUUGUGAGCUGUGCUAUAAUUUUGCAAUAAGAAGUUCGUAAAGACAAAACAUGAAUGUGCCUUGGCUACAAUAACUAUUUAGCUAGCGCCACCUGCAGGUAACUGUCACUCUCCAGCUUCAAAGCCUCACACUGAUCAUCCUGAUGGUUUCUCUCUGGAUGCUUGUUAGAUACUGACCCUGGUUAUCAUUUGUAAAAUAAAACUUUGGUGCAUUUUCAUCAUCAAAACGUCAGCCCCCCUGCCAAUGUACAAUAUUGACAUUUGUUUACUCAGGCAUAGAAAAGUAUUUAAUUUAAAAGGAAUCUAUAGCGGACGAACCUUUUAACUACAGACUUUGUGUAUUUAGAUAGAAAACAUAGUCUUGGUUGAAAAAACAAGUGAAUUAUUUUCAUAUUUCAUUCAAUCUUUGAGAUCACGCCUUAGGAAAUCUUAAUUUACCUUCUCUGAUUUCUCGUCGGAGGAGGGAAACAAAUAUUUUUCUUUGCCCUGUUGUCAGACUCCUUUCACCAUGAAUAAAUGUUGCUGCAUUUGAUUUGUUUGUAAGAUAUUUUUGACACCUGAUGUACUGGAAACGCUAAAGAAUUGGACAUGUGCAUUUUUCAAGAAUAAAGGCUAGGCAUACACUGGUA
This is a messenger RNA of Notolabrus celidotus (New Zealand spotty), 6723 nucleotides long. It is a transcript of the gene atp2b1a, whose product is annotated as ATPase plasma membrane Ca2+ transporting 1a. Gene Ontology annotation, cellular component: intracellular membrane-bounded organelle; membrane. The coding region runs from base 392 to 4135 and encodes 1247 amino acids. Lineage: Eukaryota; Metazoa; Chordata; Actinopteri; Labriformes; Labridae. The record is from RefSeq and is a predicted model, not a curated record. The transcript is spliced from 21 exons. Gene Ontology annotation, molecular function: ATP hydrolysis activity; PDZ domain binding; ATP binding. Gene Ontology annotation, biological process: regulation of cytosolic calcium ion concentration; calcium ion transmembrane transport.